Molecule: messenger RNA, 1695 nt
Organism: Mollisia scopiformis
Lineage: Eukaryota; Fungi; Ascomycota; Leotiomycetes; Helotiales; Mollisiaceae
Exons: 1
Coding region: 227-1549 (440 amino acids)
Source: RefSeq, a predicted model, not a curated record
CUUUCCAAGGAAUAGCAAACAUACUCGUCAUAGUACGAGUUACCUUUUCUUUCUUCACACAUACACCAUCCAUCAAACAUUCACGACUUCACAAAGUUACCUGAGAGAAACGUAACUACGAAGGUAUCGAACGGCACGGCAGACACGCACGCAAUCUGUUGACGGCUGGUCCACACAUUCCAGACAGUGACGGCCCGUCACUUCUGCAGCAUCUACAUUCUUCGCAAUGGCGCCUCUUCCAGCCUCGACCAUCAAAUCCUACCUCUCCUCUCUCCUCCGCCGCACAGCUUCACCAUCCGCAGACCUAGACCUCGCUGCCGUACAAGCACGCACCAUCCUCCCGCGCUCCAGCACCAACCCCGUCGCCGGCGUAGGCGUCACUCCGCCCGACAGCAUCCCCAACAAACUCGUCUUCGUAGUCUUUGGCCUCAUCGGCUUCGGGUUCGUCGUCACGGGCAUCUGGUUCUUUUUCUGGGCCAAGAACGGCGGGUUCCAUUUCAAGCAGAAUGAUUGGGAGGACUACAAGACGACUGUGUUGCGGAGAAGAGGCCCGAAUGGAACGCUGUUGAGUGGUGCGAGUGAGAGUACGGAUCUUGGGGGUGGUAGUGUGGUGCAUGGUGAGAAGAGGAGUAGGUGGGGGAGGAGUAGUAAGGGGAAGGUGAAGAAGAAUGAGAUGCGGUAUAAGGAUUUUGAUGACGAGGAGAGUCAGGUUACGAGUAGUCUGGGUACGAGCACGGUUGGGACUGAGAGCGAAGUCUCUGCCUUUAAGAAGAAGAUGAGGAAGGGACGAAAGGAUAAGAAGAAGGAUAAGAGCGCGAUGAGCGAAGUCGGUACCGUGGAUGGAGACAUGGAUGCCAGUGUCGCAGACGCCAUCCGCGAAUACCGCCACGAGAAACCUGCUCGUGUAGGAGGUAUUAACAAGCAACCCGAUGGCAGCUCAUGGGAUGGUUCCAACGAAGCUGCGUCCGAACUACUCUCUCACCGCGAGAAGACUCCUACCAAUACCCCAACCAAAGUCCGCAAGGAACGCAAAGACACUUAUACAGGCGGUACAGGCGGAAUCCGUAAAGUAGUCAGUACCAGCACACCCAGCGGCGACAUUGGUGUCCGAACCAGAGAAAGCACACACACCCAAACUAAAUCCAUCGAAGAAGACCGCAUCAAAGCCGAAGCCCGCAAACUGCAAGAGAAAGGCCGUGCAGCAACGUCUCAAAAACGCGAUUUUAGCUUCCAGGCCGGAGACGAUAAUAGUACCGUCACUGGCGGCUCAAGUGCUGCUUCAGAAGCUACCGCUAGACGCGAGAGAAGAGAGGAGAGAGAGAGGAGACGUCAGAGCAGGAGUCCGACGAAGAAGAUGCCGGGCAGCUAUCAUGAGGUGGCCACGAGUGAGGUGGGAUCCACCGAGACGAGCAGUGAGGUUGGCACGAAGAGCUAUCAUCAUGUUAUUCCUGGACUGAGCUCGACGGCUGGAAGUGAGUACGCAGAGGAGAGGAGGCGGAAGAGGAACGGGGGGUAUAGGCGUGGGAGGACGGAUAGUGAUGGGGAGUAGGUUGUGGCUUUGGACUUGGGAUGUGAGAUGUGAUAUGAUAUGAUUGGCGGCAUGGCGUGCGAUUAAUGGAUUGUUGGAGUUUUGCGUUUUUUGUACGUAUGUAUGGAUGGAUGUGUGGAUGGGUAGAUUGGGGUAGUAAAAUGCAU